Salvelinus namaycush (lake trout) is the source of this 3731-nucleotide messenger RNA. Its product is annotated as protrudin-like. The record is from RefSeq and is a predicted model, not a curated record. Gene Ontology annotation, biological process: vesicle-mediated transport; protein localization to plasma membrane; endoplasmic reticulum tubular network formation. The coding region runs from base 297 to 1553 and encodes 418 amino acids. Lineage: Eukaryota; Metazoa; Chordata; Actinopteri; Salmoniformes; Salmonidae. Gene Ontology annotation, molecular function: metal ion binding. The transcript is spliced from 12 exons. Gene Ontology annotation, cellular component: endoplasmic reticulum tubular network; growth cone membrane.
GAUUUUAUUGCGGAAGCGAUUACUUUUCUCUCGCAGCUAGCAGGCAGGCAUUAUUUGCUUAAAACAAAUACUUUCGCAAAUAUUUAUACAGUACAAAACAUCGUCAACUCAAUAACAUCGACUUGAGAAGCGAAAACAAUUGAUUGACUUCAUAACAAGAAGACUGCGAAAACUGUCUAAACGGGUGUGUGUGACGCGUCUCUUCCUACAUUCAGAUCCUAUCGUGUUGACGAUCAAGGAUUGCUUUCACAGUCGCUAACUACGGGUUUUGACACUUUGCCUGCUAGUCAGUCGGGAUGAAGCCUGGAGUAGGGGCAUGUCAGGACCCCUGUCAGGGUGGUCCGGGGGUGGGUGACAGGGGGGACGACACCCUGGUGUCUCUGCCCCCUAAAGACACCCCCGGCUCCCCCACAGGGUCACCCUCAGAGUUGGGAAGCCCUGGCCCCCGCCAGGUCGCGACCUUUGACCUGCUCAAGAUGGUGGUGUCUUACAAGAGGAUGGCGCUGUUUCUGGAGCCGCUCACUGAUACGUUGGAGCUGGCCCGCUACCUACUGGGGUGGAGGAUGCCUCUGUGCUCACUACUGGUCUGUGUACUGCUCAACAUCCUCUUCCUCACUCUGAGUGAAGUGGGGUGGUUCUCUGUGUGUGUUCUGGGGGUGUCUGCCCCGGCUGCCCUGGGUUACCUGCAGGACAGGUGUGGGGGCGGGGCUUCGGAGGCGGAGCAACAGAAGAGGCGGUGCCACGCGGUGCAUCGUAAGGACCUGCAGAACGUUCAGCUCACCAGACAGGACGCCAUGCUGGAAGUCAAGGACCUGUUAAAGCAGCUAGAUGACCUGUUGUCUCAUGCCUGCCUGUCUGCUGAGUCUGUCUACAAGCUCCUGUACUGGGAGAGCCACUCUGAGUCCUCCAGGUUCUAUGGUGGCCUGUUAGCUGUAUUGAUGCUGCUGUAUUCUGUUCCUGUGUGCUGGGUGCUGGCCUGUCUCACUACUGCCCUCUUCCUGUGGAACCGAGACUUCUGCAGGGUUGUGUUAGACCUAAGGGAGGUGGUCCAGUCUGGCCAGAACCCAUCCUCAGAAGGAGAGAUGGACCACACAGAACCGGACUGCGGCAGCCUGGACCGGACUCCCACUGCUAGCAGCUUGGAGGACCUGUCCCCGGGCAGCGUAGAGGAGGCUGAGGAGGCAGAGCCUGAUGAUGAGUUCAAAGAUGCCAUCGAGGAGGAUGAUGACACAACUUCAGAUUUGGACACCAUCUCCAUCACCUCAGACAACGGUCUGCUGAGUCGCAACGAGCCAAUCCGCAGUAAGGUGUCCAAACUGACGGAGAAGCUACGCAAACGCUACCCCACCAACAACACAGGUAACUGUUCCAGCUGCAGUGCUGUCUUCUCAGUGGUGAAGAGAAGGCGGAGCUGUAGUAACUGUGGCAACAGCUUCUGCUCCAGAUGCUGCUCCUACAAGGUCCUCAAGGCAUGCAUGGGUGUCACAGCUCCAGAUGCCCAGAGAGAGACAGUGUUUGUUUGUGCUGUCUGCAACUCCACCCUCAGCAAGUGAGAAAUGACUACCCCCUCCUACCCACUCAUGGAGACCCAGGGAUGGUACUGCCCCUCCUACCCAGGAUUCGAAGCUCCUUGGCUGGGUAGAGCCCGCGGCAGAUCAGCCUCUAGCCCCCCCUGGGGGUGGUUCAAAACCCCAGGUUGUCUGGUUCUCUGGCUCUAGCCCAGGUGACAAGGGUUAUUAAGAUGAACCAGUCCCAAAUGGCAACCUAUUCCCUAUAAAUUACACUGCUUUUGCCCAGAGCCCUAUGGGAUUCCCUAUAGGCUCUGGUCUACAGUAGUGGACUAUAUAGGGUGUCAUUUUGGACGCUCCCCCAGACUCCCAUCAGCUUGUGUUGCAUUGAGAUUUAUCCUGUACUGUCAUGGAGGUCCUGAGAAUGCUGAGGGGUGUGGGUGUGGGUGGGUGUGUGUGUGUGUGUGUGUGUGUGUGUGUGUGUGUGUGUGUGUGUGUGUGUGUGUGUGGCUGCGUAUUUGGAUUGUAUAAGAUAUGCUAUAGAUUGACCCUGUUAUAACUUAUCCAUUAUGUAAUGGUUUUAUAUGUUGGUCCUAAUGUUAAUUUAAUGGAUGUAAAGACAGGAUGCUAAAUGGCAUACCCUAAUCCCCAUGGAGCAUAACCUAACCCCAUGGAGUGAUUUCCAGAGGGAACCCAGAGCUGUGUUCAAAUACUCAUACUAGCUGUACUAUUUGUGAUGUAAAUUGAGUAUGUAGUAUACUUAUUGGUCAUAGUAUGCCAAAAGUUCCUGGAUGUCGUACUAAAUUCACCAAAAUACGAAGUAUACAAGCAGUGGACACUAUUUCUGUGCUUUUAGGAACCAUAAUGCGAUUCUUCAGAAAAUGGGCGUGGCUUCACCAACAUUUUCAGAUUUGAGGAAAAUGGCCGACGAGAGCAGAUACAAAUGAAUUGCUUUAAGAAAAUGUUGAGCAAUGUAAUAAAGUAAUGACUUUUCAAAUAAGUUAAACGUUAUGUUGGCUGACAAUUUAUUAGCUACGCUGUCCUUACGAACCGCAGCAGUAUGUACCGGUCUGUUAGCUAGCUACCUAACGUUAGUUGGCUACUAAUACAUUGAACUUGCCAGGCAGUAUAUUAACUAUCUAGCUAACCACCCAAUGUAUAUUGACUUGAUUAUUCACAUCAUUCUUAGCUAAGUGGUAGAGUCCUUGUGCGUUCUCAAUGGACAUUGUUAAUUCUGGCUAUCUACUCUGAUUUCAGAGCAUCUCUCAUCUGUUGUGCCAGUGCACAGAAUAGCUGAAUAAAACGCGUUGAAUAUGGCCGGUGUCAGUAAGCGUUGGCAACAAAAAAAAAGCGUAAUUAAAUUGUUGCCUGCAGCACAGUUAGUCACCAACACUCUGCAAAAAAUGAAAACAGCCUAACCAGCUCUGCUAGGGCGAGUAAAAUGGUCAGAGUGAGGGUUUCUCAUUUGUGAAUGGAGGUAGCUAGCCAGUUCGCUUGGGUGCUUGACUGCCUAACCAGCUCUACUAGGGCAAGUAAAAUGGUCAGAGUGAGGGUUUCUCAUUUGUGAAUGGAGGUAGCUAGCCAGUUAGCUUGGGAGCUUGACUGCCAUUGUGAGGACAGAACGCUCGGAUCAACCCUACUCCUUGGCCAGAGCGUCUAGUCUGGGCUCCGAGACCGAAACGCUCUGAAUUUACGAACGGACAAUCUGACAACUCUCUGGAUUUACGAACGCCCAGAGCGCAUUCUGAGCGCUCUCUUGCACUCCAUGGGUGAAUUUACGAACGCACCCCGUAUUGAAUUUACGGACACAGCCGAAAUCUUAAAAUGUCUAGCUAGUCAUUUGUUAUGCUAACAAGCUAGCAAGAGGUUGCAUAGCAACAGCAUCAAUUUCGGGUAGACCGGCAAAGUGCUAGUACUCAACUGAGAGGAUACCCUUCGUUUACAGUAUUCUAAAAUGAACUAAUAGUAUGUAGUAUAUACUCAUUAAGUAUGUAGUAUACAGGAUGUUGGUAUGAGUAUUUGAACACAGCACAGGUUUUAGAUUGACACAUAAGAAUGUACAUGUUACACUUUUACCAUUGUGAUCACCUAUAUUCAAUCCACUGAAAGUUUUAUUUAUCCAAUUUAUUGAUUGAUUCAUUUGAUUGAUUAUCUUGACAGAAUGGAGGAUUUUGUUUCCUCUUCAUUGCUUCAAUAAACUAAUGUGAUUUUGAAUGUUUGAAA